Molecule: messenger RNA, 1031 nt
Organism: Cynoglossus semilaevis (tongue sole)
Lineage: Eukaryota; Metazoa; Chordata; Actinopteri; Pleuronectiformes; Cynoglossidae
Product: thyrotropin-releasing hormone receptor-like
Exons: 1
Coding region: 110-526 (138 amino acids)
Biological process (GO): phospholipase C-activating G protein-coupled receptor signaling pathway
Cellular component (GO): membrane
Molecular function (GO): thyrotropin-releasing hormone receptor activity
Source: RefSeq, a predicted model, not a curated record
AGUAGUAAAAAAGUAGGAGAAAUAACCAGUCUUGACCACUAGAGGUGCCCAUUGUGCAGCUAAAUGCAGUUCUCCUAACCCUCACUGUUGCCCUCUGCAGGUGACCAAAAUGCUUGCCGUGGUUGUGAUCCUCUUUGCCACCCUGUGGAUGCCCUACCGCACCCUGGUGGUGGUCAACUCCUUCCUGGAACAGCCCUACCUCGACAACUGGUUCCUGCUUUUCUGCCGCGUCUGCGUCUACCUCAACAGCGCCAUCAACCCGGUCAUCUACAACGCCAUGUCGCAGAAGUUCCGCGCCGCAUUCCGCAAGAUCUGCCGCUGCAGGAGGAAGGGCUCGGACAAACCCGCCACCUACAGCGUGGCGCUCACCUACAGCGCCGUCAAGGACACGUCGAUGGUGGAGAGCACCGACCACUACACCACCGAGCUGGAGGAGCUGACCGUCACCGACGAGCUGCUGACGGAGCAGAAGGUGAUGUUUCCCAACCCGUGUGUUUACGGGAAGGUGGAUUUCAGUGACGCCUGAGACGGAAGGAUUAAAGACGUGGACAAUGUGGCUUUAAUGUGUCCGUUAAGUGCGAGGGCGGUUUCUUGAUUGCCCGCUGACCUUUUCAGGGGGCAACCUGCUGCUGCUGUAAACACAGAUUACAGCCUCUAAUGUGUCACAGCUUCAUCGUUGACGCCAAACACGCUCUCUUUUAUCAAUAGCGAUCCACAAACACGGGCAGAUAAGUGCUGCCCAAUCACACGGCUCCUCGCGUUUCAACGGACCCUUGAAAUAAACCGUGAGUCCAGAUGAUUGUCAACUGAUUGUCAACAGUCUACCUUCAAGUACAAGAUGCUCCGUAACAUCGUGUCAUCAAGGACCGAGCUCAUUGGCUGCACAUGGACGUCAACAAACUGUACCAACCACAGAACUAGUCAGUGACGUCACCAAAAAUCAUCAACCUGAACUAGAAGACAUUUCCUUCAAACUGCAAAACAACAUGACGUCACUGUCUUCUGGACCAUCUAACACAAACUUUUCUGGA